AUGUCUCAUAAGAAAUGUAAUGAAUCUGUGUCUCCGUCUCCAAGUUCGAAGCGAAAUAAAAGAAAUUCAAGUUUUGAUAGCCCAAGUCCUGGAAGAAAAAAAACUCCAGAUAUUGAUGAUAAGCGCCGUAGUAGACAUUCAAGUGAAACUCGCGGUAAAAGUUCUGGAAGAAUUAAAGAAAAAAGGAGUAGAGACUCUAGUACCGAUAGUAGAGAUGAAAGACGUGGUAGAAGCUGUACUAGAAAGGGCAAUAGGAGUUGCAAUAAAAGAAGCAAUCGAAGUUACAGCAGAGACCAUAAGAGAAAAUCCGUAAGAGAAGAGUUGUCUGAAAUCAAUUCAAAAUUAGAUCAUUUGGUUGAAGAAGUAUUAAUUAUAAAAAAAGCACAAUUGGGGAAUAAUACUGCAACCACUAAUCAAUAUGAAUCGGUGUCUCCAAAACAAACAUUUCUAAUGCAGCACGCAGCAAUUGAUGAAGAGCAAUGUAAAUCCUUCAGGAAAAAAGAAAGACGAAAACAGGGCCUUCAAUAUAUGUAUACUACUAAAUCCCCCACUUUUGUGCAUUUACGACCCGAUUCAUUGACAGUAGAGAAAUAUGAGAAAGACCUAGAGGAGAUAGUUGAUAACAAAGCUUAUCACUCCGAUGAAAUAUCAGAGACAGAUGAAGAAAUGGCUAUGAAGGAAAUCAAUGAACUUGUCCGACCAAAAAACAAAUUGGAUAAGCACGUCAAAAAACUUCUUCAAAUUGCCGAUAGCGUGGGAGAAUCAUUACAACAUACCAAAGUCUAG
This is a messenger RNA of Rhizophagus irregularis DAOM 181602=DAOM 197198, 786 nucleotides long. Lineage: Eukaryota; Fungi; Glomeromycota; Glomeromycetes; Glomerales; Glomeraceae. The record is from RefSeq and is a predicted model, not a curated record.